GUUAAACAUUUCGUUACACUUGCUUUGAAACAAGUUCAAGUAGUAACGUCUGUAAGAGACGAGUACAGUUGUUUUUUUGAGUAACGCUAUGUGUUUGACAUGCGCACACACAGCCAGCAGCAGCAGCAUCGACCCACCGUCCGACACCGACACACCGCGAGGACGGAGACCGACAGAGCUAGAGGAUUGUCCAGCGGACUGCGUUAAACAUCCUCCAGCCAGCAUGCCUCCUGCUCAGAGCCUUCAAUCCAGCAGACUGACCCUCUCUGAAACAAGCAUAGGUUCCUUUAAGAGGAGGAAGAGGAAAUCCAUAAUAGUGUUGGUGUUGCUGCUCAUCGUAUCCGUGCUCAUCCUCAUCUUUGGCCUGGCAGCGACUACCAGGACGCAGAACAUCACAGUGGGCGGCUAUUACCCAGGAGUCAUUCUGGGCUUUGGCUCUUUUCUGGGAAUUAUCGGUGCUCAUUUGAUAGAGAACAAGAGGCAGAUGUUAGUGGCAUCCAUGGUCUUCAUUAGUUUCGGAGUGGUGGCCGCCUUCUGCUGUGCUAUUGUCGAUGGAGUGUUUGCUGCGAGGCAUAUUGACCUCAGGCCUCUGUAUGCUGGCCGCUGUGAGUAUCACUCUAGUGACACUUCACCUGAACGUGAUGUGUCCUGUCAGACGUCAUCGCGGAUAUCUUGUAACCUGCGCGUAAAGGGCAACACCUGUUACUGCUGCGACCUCUACACCUGCGGGAAAGAACAUCCUCUUAUGGGACUUCAGAAUAAAGAUGUUUUGAAAAAGUUUAGAAAAUCAUCCAUGAUUUGGAAGUCUAGCCGUGUAGAGAUGAUGGGAGGCUACCACGAAUACACCGACGUGAAGAGCUGCCAGGACGUGGUGCACCUCUAUCACCUGCUGUGGUCCGCUACAAUCCUCAACAUCAUCGCCCUCUUUCUGGGCAUCAUUACUGCGGCAGUGCUGGGAGGCUUCAAAGACCUGAUUCCCUCUGCUGCCUCAGAGAGUACAUCUGAACCAGAGGCCAUCACAGCUCCAGUCCACCCACAGCCUCCUCCAGCCACCACCACCAUCAACAACUCAUAUUACAACACUGCCCCCUGCCUGCCGCCUUACACUGCAUACGACCUGCAGGGCUCCUGCCUGUUCCCCGACUCCUCAGGUCUCUCAGACGACUCCCAGUCUGGAGCCAGCCACCUGUGGCCCACUAUGAUCCCUCCGCGCUACUCUCCUCCUCACAACCAUCCUGACGACAAGCCUCCACCGUACAGCCCAUGAUGCGGCUUCAAGCAAAGACGGCGCCUGAAACGUUGUCGGGUGUUUUUAGACUCCGAAUGCACUGUUCCUCCGAGCUUUUCCUCACAAUCUUUGAGAACUGUGUUGAAGGAAAGGUGGUGAGGAAGAGGAGGACGACCACGGAUCACACUCACUUUGAGUUCAGCCCAAAACACUGAGUGUUUGUCUCCCUGGGCACCACUCACACUCAUGCCUGCACUGUGUGUGUGUUUGUGUGCAUCUACACAUCGAGAGACAACCGGAUCAAAGCCACGACUGUUUACACAUUUAUCUGCCUUAAUGCUUCCAGCGCUGCAGCUCUUGGUCUCCUGGACUUAUUCUGUGCGAAAACUCCAAAACUCUCCUCCAGCUCAUGCUUUAAAUUUACUUCUCUUUAGUUCAUAUUGUAAAUACUUCAUGCCUCGAGCGGCAAAGAGGAUGACGUCCUCACUGUUUGCAGUUUGGAUCUGGACUGAUGCUCACAGUCACGACCUUCAUGUGGGAUCGAAAAUUAAAAACUGUAGUUGUCGGCCAAAGCACUUUCUUUCGCCGUUUGGUAGCAAAGUAGACAGUAAUGGAGGUAUUACAUGCUCGUAAUGUAUGUACAGCAGUAUGGUAUACAGAUGCUCCUUGAGCAGUUAAGACUAAGGUAUCCGAACAGAUCAUGGUAUCUAUUUAUCAACUCUUCAGUUUAUGUUCCAAAAUAUCUUGAUCAAUGUGUGGUGCACUUUGCAGAGCAACGUUUAUGAAGAAAUAAGUUAUUCUGCAGUAGAUGUUGAGGAAGGACGGUUAAGUUAAGUUGUACUUCAAACCCUAUUUAUUGUCUUUUAACUAAAAGCUGCCAAGAAGGUAAACAUAUAUCUAUCUCUCUUUGUAAGUAGUCGUAAUGUCACAUCUAUGAGUUUAAAAGUGUUGUCUCUGUCAGGCCGAGUGUGGACAGUCAGUGCUGGAUUCACUGACAUGAGAUGGGAGAUAAUGAAGAGUCAAAGGGACUGUUGUUCACUGAGGAAGAGAGAAGAAGAGUCAACUUAGUCCAUGAGACAGGUCUCUGUCAGCUUUAAUCACUGCUUUUCAUGAUUUAAACACAUUCUCAGGGGCUGAUUGUCAGUUCCUUUGUCUUGCCAUUAAAAAAUGUUUUGUGUAAUUCAAA
Molecule: messenger RNA, 2414 nt
Organism: Anarrhichthys ocellatus (wolf-eel)
Lineage: Eukaryota; Metazoa; Chordata; Actinopteri; Perciformes; Anarhichadidae
Gene: tmem255a
Product: transmembrane protein 255A
Exons: 11
Coding region: 89-1267 (392 amino acids)
Source: RefSeq, a predicted model, not a curated record